GCAUGAACAACGUGAGCUUCACCUACCCCACCAAGGACAAGCCGACCAUCAUGGACGUCAGCCUCACCGUGUCGCAGGUGAGCCGUGUGGCGGUGAUCGGCGCCAACGGUGCGGGGAAGUCCACUGCCAUCAAGGUGUUGGUGGGAGAACAGCUGCCAACGGAAGGUUCCAUUUGGAAGGCCCAGGGCUUGCGAUUAGCAUACGUGGCUCAGCACGCUUUCCAUCACUUGGAGAAGCACAUGCAGGAGACCCCGACGGCUUACAUCAUGUGGCGCUUCGCCGGCAACGAUGACCGAGAGUCCCUCGAGUUCAAGACCGAUGAGCUGUCCGUGGACGAAGAGAAGGCCCGUUCUCAGAAGUGGUGCAUUGACAGCGUGACGGGCAACGUGCGUCGCUGCACCGACCCCAAGGAAGAUGCGAAGAAGGCCAAGCAGGAUGAGGCCGGUGCAGUGAUCCCGGAUGCCAUUGUGAACCGCCGUCAGAAGAAGAAGGAGAAGACCUUCGAGUACGAGGUCAAGUGGCAGUUCAAGAGCAUGGACUCCAACACCUGGGUGGAGAAGGACACCUUGGUGAAGAUGGGCUACCUGAAGCUGGUGCAGCGCGAGGAUGAACGUCAGGCCGCGAUGGCUGGUCUGAUGACCAAGCAGCUGACGCAGCCAGGUGUUGAGAAGCACUUGGCGGAUUUCGGUGUUGAUGCUGAGAGUGCCAGCCACACGCAGAUCAACCAGCUUUCCGGAGGAAUGAAGGUGAAGGUGGUCCUGGCUGCGGCCAUGUGGCAGAACCCCCACGUGCUGAUCUUGGAUGAGCCCACCAACUACCUGGACCGCGAAGGUCUGGGAGCUUUGAUCCUGGCCAUCAAGGACUACAAGGGCGGUGUGCUCAUUAUCUCCCACAACAAGGAGUUCUGCGACAACGUGGCCACCGAGAAGUGGAUUAUGCAAGGCGGUCGCCUGCGUAUCGAAGGCGAGUCCGUUGACACCUCCAAGGACGAUGCCAGUGGUGCACAGGGACCCGAUGAGGUCUUUGAUGGCGCAGGAAAUAAGAUCGAGGUGAAGAAGAGCGUCACCAUGACCGAGAAGGACAAGAAGAAAGCCAUCAAGGACAUUGAGAAGAAGAUCAAGGAUGGCAAGAAGAAGCAGACCCUGACCGACGAAGAGGUCUGGGAAUUGGAGGACAAACUCAACGAGCUCAAGGAAAGCCUGAAGGGCAAGGAGUGAGUGGAGUUCUCUUUCCGCUUGAAGAAGCGAGGAAACAUCGACAUCUCACAACGGUGAGAGAAAAAAA
Molecule: messenger RNA, 1284 nt
Organism: Cladocopium goreaui
Lineage: Eukaryota; Dinophyceae; Suessiales; Symbiodiniaceae
Source: the annotation of a GenBank genome assembly